AUGUGUCAGAAUUUAAAUUAUUGGGAUUCCUUUCUCGCGCUUUCUUCAUCGCCAGCAGCCUCUAGCAUUACAUGGCAGUGGCAGUACAACACGUCCGUCUGCUUCGACGAUGGCGAGAAUGCCACACUAACAUGGAGAGUGACUCUUAACUCGGGGGAAGAGAUCGGAGCUGUGUCAAUCAGACAACAGGCUGUAGCUGGUGGACCAUCGGUCGAGAUGUAUUCUACAGCUUCAGGAAAAGACCCAGCGUUCAGUAAUCGAGUAAUGUCGGCAUCGUACUCGGGUUCAUCACCUGUGUAUGAUGUGGUGUUUACACUGAAGGUUAACAACAGCGAGGAUGGAUUCGGAACCAAAAGCAUACAGUGUCGUGUGACCUCAAAGAACUUCCUUAUUGGGCAGCCUGCAUCAGAUACUCUACUCAAAGUGCUGGUCAACAAGGAGGUCAUCGUCAUGCAAUCCUCUGCCAACGUCACGGAUGGCCGUGUUCCACCCAGCAGCGUUGUCAUUUCUCCACCGAGCCCUACCGUGACCGAGCGUGACCAAGUGAACCUGACGUGUUCAGCUGAUGGUACUCCUCCACCAACCUUCACAUGGAUCAGCCCUCAGGGGCACACCGUAGCACACGGACCGUUCUACACCAUUCCCAUGGUGCACCGCGACAUGUCAGGGCUAUACACGUGCGUCGCUACUGAUGGGUGUGGACGGAAUCACACCAGGGAUGCGACACUAGCAGUAAGAUACAAGCCUGACAAUACCUCUUUGACCAUACUGGGUGGAAACGCAUCUGCUCAGUGUGGAUCAAAAAUAUCAUUUAACUGUACUGCUGACGGCGUUCCAAAACCAAAUAAGUACUCUCUUUACUUGGGGAAUCAGGCGAUAAAGACGGACACCAAUGGUGAAUUUAGUAACAUCCAGCUGAACACUUCAGGAGAACAUGUGUUCACGUGUGUACCUACUAAUAAAAUUGAUGAAGGACUCAACAAAACUGUGAUCGUAAACGCAUCAGAGGUACUUCCUGUAGUGUCCGUCGACAUCCCGCCCAAUGGUAGAAUGGUCAAAGGGUCAAGUGUUACUUUGACAUGUGACGGUACAGGGCCGGUACCGUUACAAAUCAGCUGGUACAAAGACAAUAUUUUCAAGGCCUCGGGGAAAACCCUCACGAUAUCAAAAGUCACAGUACAAGACGAAGGGAACUACACUUGUAAUGUGUCAAGUUCAUGUGGAACGACGUUGAACACCUCGUUUAUUGGCGUUGAUUACAUUCCAGAGAACACAACUCUUCAAAUCAACAAAUCGAAUAAUACUAGUAUAAUCGCUUGCGUUGGAGACAUUAUCCUGCUAAACUGUUACGCUGAAGGCAAGCCUUCAGUUAUCACUUAUCCCCUUCUGCUAAAUGGUGAUCAGCAUAAGGCUAAUCGAAGUGGAGUUUUUCUUGUCUUCCCCGGCACUCCUGGAUGGAACAAUUUUUCUUGCGUUCCUUACAACACUAUCGGCAAAGGGCCAGAAGCACUUGUUCACAUCAUCGUUCCAGUCACUCCCAGCAGUGUUGUCAUUUUCCCACCGAGUCCUACCGUGACCGAGCGUGACCAAGUGAACCUGACGUGUUCAGCUGAUGGUACUCCUCCACCAACCUUCACAUGGAUCGGCCCUCAGGGGCGCACCGUAGCACAUGGACCGUCCUACACCAUUCCCAUGGUGCACCGCAACAUGACAGGAAUGGUGUACACGUGCGUGGCUACUAACGGCUGCGGGAAAAACCUCACCAAGGAUGCUAAACUUGCUGUACAAUACAAACCUGUGAACACUUCCCUGACCAUACUUGGUGGAGAUGCGUCUCGUCAAUGCGGAUCAAAAAUAUCAUUUAACUGUACUGCUGAUGGCGUACGAAAGCCGAAUAAGUACUCUCUCUACUUGGGAAAUCAGGCGAUCAAGACUAACACCAAUGGUGUAUUAAGUAACAUCAAGCUAAACACUUCAGGAGAACAUGUGUUCAUUUGUGUACCUACUAAUGAAAUUGGUGAAGGAGUAAAAAAAACUGUGAUCGUAAACGCAUCAGAGGUUCUACCUGUGGUGUCUGUCGACAUCCCGCCCAAUGGUAGAAUGAUUAAAGGGUCAAGUGUUACUUUAACGUGUGACGCUAAAGGGCCGGUACCGUUACAAAUCAGCUGGUACAAAGACAAUAUUUUCAAGGCCUCUGGGAAAAACCUCACAAUAUUGAAAGUCACACUACAAGACGAAGGGAACUAUACUUGUAAUGUGUCAAGUUCAUGUGGAACAACGCUGAACACCUUGUUUAUUAUUGUUGAUUAUGCCAACAUGGAGAGAUAUUCCCUCAAAUGUAUAACGUCACCGGCUGUCAGUAUCACCAUAGAAACUAACAAGACCCCUCCUCCAGACAUCGUUUGCAUGAAUGACGGCAAAAGGUUACAAUCAAAAAUUACCAGUACAACAGAAACUAAAGUCACCUACGAAGUGAAAUUGGCAAGUCUAGACGAAAUAGAGGUGGAUUGUAACGCGGAAGGUUUUCCUGGAUCUCAGCACAAGUUCACCGUCGUUCCAGCAGGCUCUGAGCAAACCAGUAAUGAAAGUUUUAGGAUAACAAAUGUUCAGUACCCUCCAAGCAAACAAGUGAAAAGCAACAUUGAGAAAUUGGUCAGGGAGAGCAUUGAUACCACGUGUCUGAAAGAAAUCUUCUUGAGUUACGGGUCAGGGAGUGUACUCGUAUAUGUAUCUCUGGUUCUGACGGCAAACAUCGCGGAUCCCUUUGUACUACUCAAAGAUGCGCUCGUAGAAAAUGCGCCGAGAUACGGGUUUGCAAUAGAGCCAGUAAGCGUCAAAAUACAACUACCGGAGUCCUUACCACAGCUAAGUGACGUCAUGCCGGCAUCCAGCAGCCUGAAAGUCACGUGGUCAAACGCAACUCGUAAUGCGCAGUGUACGAUGCGGGCUAGACCUCUAGCUGGAGCGUCACGUGACUGGGUGACGUCAUCAGGUGUCAGUAAUUCAGCCUCGCUGUCGUGCGUGUUGGAUGAUCUUGAGCCUGACACUUUGUACGAGGUGGAGGUCACCAUGUCGGUGCGGGGAGACACGAGGCGUGACACGGUCUACAUCAGGACCACUCAAUCAGCUGUCGAGUUGAAUGAUCAGAAUUCAACCAUUGUUAGUCUCGCUGUGCUGGUCGCCAUCUUGUUCUUGGUAAUCUUUGGUCUGAUUGUCUACAUCGCGGUGCUGAAGACGGCAGGUCUAACAGCAAAGAGAGAAAGAUCUGAAGCUAAUAACCCAGGCUACUCAGGAUUCCAGAAUGUGGCGAUGCAAGAAAACGUCAACAAAGACCAACAUGUAAUACCAGGGGUGGGAGAUUACGAGGUCGCCCCAUCGGAUAAUAGGGGACCCACCCCUGACCCCAUUCCACAAUACGAACCAGUGAAUAAUACACCAGUACGACCACCCAACCGUAGAAACGUCACGCAAUACGAAGAUGUAACGCAAGGGAGCAAUGUCACGCAAUACGAGGAUGUAACGCAAGAGGGCAAUGUCACGCAGUAUGAAGCUAUGAAUAGACAUGCAUCACGUGAUCGGCAUGUGCCAGGCAAUCGCCAGUACGAUUGCGUCGGUAGCACGAGAAUGAGUAGACAGAAUCCACCCGCGAGGAGAGCAAGGAACGACACAUGUGAUCAAGGCGAGCCAGGUUAUGAGAACACAAGAAAACGAGGUUUACCACAUGAAGUGUACCAGUCUCUACAGGCAACGACACAACACAGCGAGAAUGCGCAUUAUGCCUCACUGCAUCCUGGGACACGCAUUGCGGCCAGGCCUGGUGGUAGGGACGAGAGGGGAGUAGGUACACACAUAAGAGGGAGUGAGUACCAGGAGUUGAACAGAGCUAAAACCACAGAUCCAUGUUAUCAGCGGGUAGGCAGUAGAGUCACUAGCGCAUAA
Messenger RNA from Nematostella vectensis (starlet sea anemone), 3939 nucleotides. Its product is annotated as hemicentin-1. Gene Ontology annotation, molecular function: protein binding. NCBI's taxonomy places the organism in Eukaryota, Metazoa, Cnidaria, Anthozoa, Actiniaria, Edwardsiidae. The transcript has 16 exons. Gene Ontology annotation, cellular component: plasma membrane. The coding region runs from base 1 to 3939 and encodes 1312 amino acids. The record is from RefSeq and is a predicted model, not a curated record.